Messenger RNA from Betta splendens (Siamese fighting fish), 4359 nucleotides. RefSeq lists its product as uncharacterized. The transcript is spliced from 13 exons. Lineage: Eukaryota; Metazoa; Chordata; Actinopteri; Anabantiformes; Osphronemidae. Bases 2435 to 3367 code for a protein of 310 amino acids. The record is from RefSeq and is a predicted model, not a curated record.
UGGGACGAAAAACAGGGAGAGUGAACUGCACGGAGGCAGAAGUUGAACAAGUUUAACUGGAGGACAUGCCUCCGAAGGAACGGCUUGUUUUCUGACAGAGAUCCCUCUCAGGAGAUCGCGCUGGAAAACAGAUUAAUGAAGCUCGUCCAAGGCGCUCUGCGGCGUUGCGCAACGCGAGCCCGAGCGGCCUGUGAACACAAACGGCUGUGCGUCGCGCCUAAUGGGGCUGUUUGGACGUCGGAGCCUAAUGUGAAUUAUGCAACGCCGCCGUAUUUGGCGGAUAUGUGCGGUAAAGCCCCCCAGAAUGUUCUGCGGGCAAUUAUCUUUUACACCGCGCGCGCUGGGCUCCCGUGAGGAGAGGUGCGCUUGCGCUGGGGCUCUUUUAUUUGUUUUCUUUUAUAAGACUUUCUCAGCUGGGUUGAGUUUCAGUGCCAGUCUAAUCAGGAUCUGGAAAAAGGCCGCUGUGGUUUUGGAUGUAGUAUCUGACUGCCUAUAGAAGCAGCUCUAAUGUUGCGUGUAUGCGUUGAUGGGUUGGGGUGUGUUAUUCAGUAUAUUCUGUACAUGUCGUACAUAUUGUUCUCAUAAAACAUUAAAUCCACUCCUACUAGCGUGACAGAUAUUCUUUCAGACUUGCUAAUUUACAAGCUCUUUGUGUCGGGUGUGUGUUGGUGCCAGCGUAGAAACCGCGUGAUUGAAUGUUUACGCACAACAGAACACACUGACACCAGCUCUGCACUGCGGCGGCGCUGGGUGAAGACCCUUGUGUGUGCGAUCACGGCGUACAUAUUUCUGUGCGCGCCAGUUAAUAUGUCAGCGCGUGCUUUUGUUGGUGCGCUUCCUGCGCUGCAUGCGCACAUGCCCCUCCGCAGCAUCCAGCCCGUUGCCAGUGGGAGUUUCACGCCUCGUGCGGAGCCAACUGGACGGACAAAAGUGUCUAUAACGGUCCUGGCACCGCUUGGAUUCUGUAAACUCGCGGCCUUGUACUGAGACUAAAAGAUUUUGCGUGUUUCCAUUUCACUUGAAAGCACCUUAAGGGACUUUAGGAGUUUUCUAGCUAUGGUUCAGUCACUUUUCAGGUUUGGGUUCAGAGAAAACGAACAUGGAUGGAAUAAGAAGUUACUCUAUUCAAACGCUUUGACUGUGAUUGUUUUCCUAAAGGCGUCUGUACAUCAACAUUCUAUCGGGUGUGUUUCAAGCCGUUGAACAGCUUGUGUGGACUCGAGCCAGGCAGGCUACAGAGUACACGGCUCUAUUGUUUUGGAGCUACUCAGGAUUCUCAGGAUGUUGCUUUGCCUCAGCUCCCACUGGUCCCACACCCUGGAUUGUGCACCUAUUUCUAAAUAUACCAUUUACAAUAGUUGAAGUAACGGUGCAAUUAAUGAGGGUUGAGUUACUCCCGUCCUCCUUUUGUUCGGAGAAGAAUCAUCGAAAUGCCGGAGCUGAGGCUCUCAGACAGAGUGCGAACCCUCCGUGUGAACGAGGGCCGUGCGAUAGGAAGUAAGGUGUUUAUCGCUCAUCACUGCUCUCAUGUUGCUGAGACAGGAAGGAGGCCUCUUAGGAUCAUUAUUUACCCUAUAUAUAGAAAAUGCAUCUGAUUAUUGGCCAAGUCUGCCUCCACACAGAUUUCCCCGAGGAAAGUUGAGCCAAGUCCAUUCAGCCUGUUGUGAUGGUGUCCUCAUUCAUUAAAAGUCAUGACAUAAUCAAGCAGGACUGCUUGGGCACAGCCAAGUGGCUCAUAAGUAAAUCAGCUUCAAUGUCACUUUAUCCACCCCACAUCUGCGCUGAUGUGCUCAUUCUGUUUAAGGUGGAGGCUUGUUGCCGUGCGGGAGAGGCAGCGAUGGGCAGAGGGACGGAGGUGGGGAAGUCGAUGCCGCUGACGGGAUAACGAGGGCCCCAUAUUGAGUUACACAGACUAUAGUCUGUCUUUUCUCUGUGGAGCAGAGAAGAUGCAGUGUAAAUGAAGCGUGCUGCAUUCUGCCGCUUUAUCUGCGCGCUGUGUGUGUGGAUGCGAGUGUAUGGAGGGGAGGCGACAGAGGCCUCUUUCAGCAUCGAGCCCCUGUUCUCCACCAGCCUGUGUCCGUGACCUGUCUGUUAUUACAGCCAGAUACGCACACGGGUGAAUGGAUGCAUCCGCUGAUGCGCUGCAGGAUCUUCUUAUCUCAUCUAUCAUAUAUCGUUUUUCUAUUUUAUUGCACAACUCAGCAUUAUUUAGUUUUGUUGUGACAUCACAUUUGAAAUAAGAUUAAGUGGCAACUUUGAACUCAGUGUUUUUGUCUCGUAACACAAUGGCCUCCCCUUGUGUUUUCUGGGCCAAACUACACAGAGCCCAGCCAGGAAACCAAGAAUCUCUCUCGUCAUACAGUAACUUCCUGUUUUACAUCAUUUAACUCAAGACUCUCUCAAGGACGCGUAGUUGAACCAUUUCUUCGUUAAAAUGACCUUACUUAAAUGUGUUAUUUUCGCCACGGUUAUGCAAUUCCGUGUCUGCCAACAAUCAGAAUGCAACCGUUUGAGCAUUUCAUGCAAAAGAAUUCGAACAGAACAUCCCGCUGGCUUCACAUUCCUUUACAAUUGUUCUACUGGAAAUGAGGUUGUCGCUUAUUAUAACCAGACUGUGAUUGCACAUGCUGAAUACAAUGGAGAGGACUACAACCUGUCACCUGUAGUGAUAAGCAUGAACACGGCUUCACUUUUUACGACUGAGUGCAGAAACCUGAAAGUACAAUGUAUUCAUUCCAAUGGUCAGUUUGUUGAAGAGACCUGUGAGGAGUUUGAAGUUUCUGACUGGAGCCCUGUUGUCCAUGAAGGGUCCACACCAUGGAACCUCAUCAUUGGUCUAUCAGCAUUAUUAAUUAUAAUGCUGAUCAUUGGGAUACUUCUUUGUUGCUAUUGGAGAAAGUUUGUAGGAUUGUUGCAGUCCUGCUGUUGUCACAGAGUCGAAGGCUGCUGGCUCAGUUGCCCUUCAAGAUGCCACAAAGAUGACGGAAGUCAGGUUUCGACAACUGGUGAUGUCGCAACUCCGCCCGAUGAUGUGAUGAGCCUGACAGAAGUAGUCACUUCUGAGCCACAUGGAAAUGGUGAAAAUCAGCAGGAUAACAUAACUGGAACUGUACAAGCUAAUGGGAAACUGAAGGACGACCCCGGAGGAGCAUCUGCUGUGGGGACCUUGAACCAGAACAAUGGAUGUACUCAUGGUGAUCGUGGUCCUGAAGGACAACAACUGCUGGAUCAGCGAGCUGCUGUCCACAGUUCUGAAAUGACAGCUGAAGCCGUAGCUUUGGUGAACAAGCACGACUUUGACCCAGACCGGGUCGACACGUGCUCCACUGCUCUACUGCACGAGACAAGGACGUGGAGUCAAACCUAAGAUAAAGAAUGACAGGAAAUAUAACCAUAAUAAUAAUAAUAAUAAUAAUAAUAAUAAUAAUAAUAAUAAUAAUAAUAAUAAUAAUAAUAAUAAUAAUAAUAAUAAUAAUAAUAAUAUAAAGUUAUUAUAAUAUAAUAACACAUAUAAUAUACAGUUACCUUUGACAUUAGAGUCUGUAUAAACUAAUCUCACACUUAGCAUGGGUGCAUUUAUUGACUGCUUUGGAUCAUGUCCAGCUCCGGUAAAUUCACUGUCCCAGUAAUUUUUGAUGAGCAUGGUAUCUUUUACCACAAGGUUAGAAAUAUAUCUUGUGUCUUUUACAAGCUAAUAAGCUAAAUUUGAUAUGAUUAUGGAAGAUUUAUAUUUAUUUGUUUACUCAGCAUUAUCUUUAAAGGAAACGCUCAGGGGUGAGUAACUGAUCCCAGUGCCCGUUUAUGAGGCAUAUCAGAUAAGAAAUUAAUUUGAGUCGUUACAAUUAAAUGAUUAGUUUUCCCAAAUCAUUAACAUGGAAGAGAUGAGAUUCAUGUAUUUGCCAAAGAGAGAUUUGUUGCUUUGAAUAUUAUAUGCUUGGCUUGACCAAAGAAUGGGUGGACCAUAAUAAUGUCAAUAAAUGUACCCAGGUCUAAACUGUGAGAAUAUAUAGAAUAUAUAUACGUUAGAUAAUCAACUGUUGUAAGCUUUUCUUUUUAAGUGGGCUUUGCUUUAUGUUGUUGUUAUGUGAUGGUGGUGGUGUAGUGGUUUUAUAAUGGUUUAUGCUAUCAGUCAUAAGCGUAAACAUGCAUUAAUCAAAAAGCUCAUUUUAAACACUCAUAUUCUGUAAUAGCCAAACUACUUGCAUUAUUUUGCUGUGUUGCAUUUUGAAAUUUAUUUAGAUUUUAUUUCAUUAUUCCCUCAGUUUUUUUUGUUUGUUUUUCAUAUUGUAAUAAUGACUUGUAAACAAACUCAUUUAAUGUUUCUCAUGUUAGAAACAAAUAAACGUAGAGAUAAUAGCA